Molecule: messenger RNA, 645 nt
Organism: Notechis scutatus (mainland tiger snake)
Lineage: Eukaryota; Metazoa; Chordata; Lepidosauria; Squamata; Elapidae
Source: RefSeq, a predicted model, not a curated record
GAGCACCCAGCCUUCCACCGCCAGCGCCCCGAGGGACACGGCCGGCCGGACAGAAACCCCCCGGGAUCCCCGCCCAGCUCCGACGCCUCUCUGCCCUGCCCCGAGCGGCUCUUCGCCCGCUUCCCAGCCGAGAAAUUCCGGCGCUCGGCCUACGAGGAGGGCGGCCCCCGCGGCGGCCCCCGCUUCGCCAAGGGCGCCCUGCGGACCCCCUUCCACCCGUACCAGCGGCAGGGGCCGGAGGAGCCCUUCCCCGCCGCUGCCCAGGAGGGCUUGGAGGAGACCAGGCAGGCGGCCCAGGGCUUCCCCCCACCGCUGCCCCACCUGGGCCCCGAACCGGCCUGGAGCAGCAACGGCAUGCAGUACGGCCGCCUGGGGCAGGAGCCCCACAUCCCGCGGGCCCUGGAAGCGGAUGCCAGGCUGAAGACGGGCCCCCUGGAGGAGCAGCCCUUCUGCUGCCAGCCUCACGGGCUGCCGGAGUUCUGUCCCUCUCACCCCUUCCACCAGUAUCUCGCCAGCGGUGCCCUUCCGCUCCCCUUCCUCUCGGCCCCCCACCACCCGUACCAGAGGAUGGGGCCCCCAGGCCCCCAGCAGCCGCCCCCACUGCCCCUCUUUCCAAAGCCCAUCUACUCUUACAGGAUGGGGUAA